UGAGCCAAACCGAUCAGGGCCCAUCUUUUCUUUUGGCGAUUCCUUCCAGAACAUGCUCCCAGGAGUUGGUGGCACAUUGUCCUUAGCAGGGGGCCUACAUUCUUGCUAGGAGAAAUCUGAAGGGUGGGCAGUGCUCCCAGCAUUGGUAGAUUCUGGAGGCACGCGUCCUCUAGGGGACGAGGCAAGGCGCCUUCCGAAGGCCCCGCCUCCAGCCCCAGGGCAUCGCCCUGUGAACUGCGUUUCCCAGAAGCCUCUGCGACAACGCUCCUUAGGGCCUUGAAGAGUGGCACGCCGGCGAGGUGAGCCGCUUCCAUCUUCGCGGAUUCCCGGGUUCUGGACUACAUUUCCCAGAGGCCCCCGAGGCGCGGCUUCAUUAGGAGCGCUCCGCGUUGCAUUCUGGGAGACGCGUCCCCAGCGCACAGGGUUUUUUUUAGGCUCCGGCUUCCCUGGAUGCCAUCCAGCGUUCACCUCAGCCCUUGCGCCCCCUCCCGACGCCCUGUGGGCCGUUGGGUCCCACGCGGCCAGCCAUCCUGCAUCGUCACGCGUCUUAAAAUCAAGGUUCUGGAUCCCAUCCAGGAGACCACGAUACAGUUUGUUGUCAUGUCUCCUUAGGCUCCUCUUGGCUCUGACAGUUUCUCAGACUCCCCCUGUUUCUGAUGACCUUGAAGACGUAAGAGGUGCUGAUCAGGCAUUUGGCGGGGUGUUCCUGCGCUGGAAUCUGAUGUUUGUCUCACGUUUAGAUGAGCUCCGCCUUCUCCAGAGUCGGUCUGCGGUGAAGGAAGCCCUUAGACAGCUCAUCGGGUCCUGAUUCUGAAACUAUGGCCCACGGUCCCGUGACGUUCUCAGACGUGGCCAUCGACUUCUCCCAGGAGGAGUGGGCCUGCCUGGACUCCACGCAGAGGGACCUGUACUGGGACGUGAUGUUGGAGAACUACAGUAACUUGGUCUCACUGGAUUUGGAGUCACCCCAUGAGACCAAGAACUUACCUACAGAAAAGGGCAUCUGUGAGAUGCGUUUCUCCAAGUGGAACUCGGACGGGAAAAGCAAGUCCCUCGGCCUUGACUGGGUGUGUGAAGGUGAGUUAGUAGGGGCGCGGGGCCCUCCAGGGGGGUAUCUCAACCGAAGGAAAACCAGCCGUGCGAAAGCGCCCGCCGGGGAGGAGGCCUCGGUCAGGCCGCCCCAGAGACCUCCUCGCAGGGAGAACGCCUAUGAGUGCCAGGAGUGCGGGAAGGCCUUCAGCCGUGGCUACCAGCUGACUCAGCAUCAGAAAAUCCACACGGGCGAGAAGCCCUACCAGUGUAAAGAGUGUAAGAAGGCCUUUCGCUGGGGUAACCAGCUGACUCAGCACCGGAAAAUUCACACCGGCGAGAAGCCUUAUGAGUGUAAGGACUGCGGGAAGGCCUUCCGCUGGGGCUCGAGCCUCGUCAUCCACAAGAGGAUUCACACGGGCGAGAAGCCCUACGAGUGUAAGGACUGCGGGAAGGCCUUCCGCCGCGGCGACGAACUCACGCAGCACCAGAGGUUCCACACGGGCGAGAAGGACUAUGAGUGCGAGGACUGUGGCAAGACCUUCAGCCGCGUGUACAAGCUCAUUCAGCACAAGCGGAUUCACAGCGGCGAGAAGCCCUACGAGUGUAAGGACUGCGGGAAGGCCUUCAUCUGCGGCUCCAGCCUGGCUCAGCACAAACGGAUUCACACGGGCGAGAAGCCCUACGAAUGUCAAGAAUGCGGGAAGGCCUUUACCCGUGUCAAUUACCUUACUCAGCAUCAGAAAAUUCACACUGGUGAGAAGCCUCAUGAAUGCAAGGAGUGUGGGAAGGCCUUCCGCUGGGGUUCCAGCCUCGUGAAACACCAGAGAAUCCAUACGGGGGAGAAGCCAUACAAGUGCACGGAAUGUGGGAAGGCCUUCAACUGUGGCUAUCACCUGACCCAGCACGAGAGAAUCCACACUGGCGAGACGCCUUACAAAUGUAAGGAGUGCGGGAAGGCCUUUAUUUAUGGGUCCAGCCUGGUGAAACACGAGCGGAUUCAUACCGGAGAGAAGCCCUACGAGUGCAAAGAGUGUGGGAAAGCCUUUAGCCACGGCCACCAACUCACACAGCAUCAGAGAGUGCACAGCAGUGCGAAGCCCCACGAGUGUCAGGACUGUGGAGAGGCGUGUGGCCACGCACACCAUUACAGAGGACACCAGGGGCUCCACGCCGCGGGCAAACCUUUCGAAGACAAAGAAUGUUCAGAGGCCUCUAGACAGCACUCGUUUCUUCCACAACACGAGGCAAAUUCGUGAUACGAUUUAACAUAAGGAAGUCGUCACCGGCCACUCUCCUUCCAGAAUCUCAGGAUAGUCCUGCGAGAGGCAGGUUUGGAGACGAGAAGUCACUUUUCCUCCCCGAUUACAACAUACACAGUGUAGACAGUUUGUUUACUGGAUGGGUUAAUGGACGCAUAGAAGGUUCCCAGGACCUUUUGAUUUCAUUUCAGAUUCAUUCUGGGGGAUAACUGCUGAUGUAACAUACGUGCAAUAGCCUUUCCUCGCCACAGCUGUCAUCCUCAGCCCCCCCUUACUGUGCCUCGGGGGAAAUGACCUUUAACCCCUGUGCGGAUCUGUGAAAUCAGGACAGCCACCUGAUACUGCCCGUGGGCCAUUAGACAAGUCUGGUAUGUGGAACUCCCUGCAAGUGUAUCUGGAAUAUUGUGCAAACUCAAUAAACAUUGGCUGCGUUUCUGUCGUCAUUACCCUC
This is a messenger RNA of Myotis lucifugus (little brown bat), 2742 nucleotides long. RefSeq names its product zinc finger protein 331-like. NCBI's taxonomy places the organism in Eukaryota, Metazoa, Chordata, Mammalia, Chiroptera, Vespertilionidae. The coding region runs from base 819 to 2288 and encodes 489 amino acids. Gene Ontology annotation, cellular component: nucleus. Gene Ontology annotation, biological process: regulation of DNA-templated transcription. The record is from RefSeq and is a predicted model, not a curated record. The transcript is spliced from 6 exons.